Parus major (Great Tit) is the source of this 3293-nucleotide messenger RNA. Its product is annotated as zinc finger protein 420-like. The annotation marks the transcript as partial. The transcript has 3 exons. Gene Ontology annotation, biological process: regulation of transcription by RNA polymerase II. Gene Ontology annotation, cellular component: nucleus. Gene Ontology annotation, molecular function: DNA-binding transcription activator activity, RNA polymerase II-specific; RNA polymerase II cis-regulatory region sequence-specific DNA binding. The record is from RefSeq and is a predicted model, not a curated record. Lineage: Eukaryota; Metazoa; Chordata; Aves; Passeriformes; Paridae.
AUUCCCAUUUUUCCCCCCAUCCCCAAAUCCCAGGAACCCCAGACUCGAACCUUCCCCAUCCGGACGAUCCCGAAAUCGUGGAAUUAGAUCCCGGCAGCCUCUUCCCCAACCCCGACCUCCCGGAGCGGGAAACUUUACGUUGGACCGUGGUUCAACAAAUCGACCCGGGGACGUCGGGGAAAAGCCGGAAGAGGAGCCCAAAAUCCCAAAGUUUUUCCAACUUCAAGAGCAUCAUCGUCCUCCAGAAGAGCUACGAGUGCUCGGAAUGCGGGAAGAGCUUCAGCUGCAGCUCCCAUUUUUCCAAGCACCGCCGGACGCACACGGGGGAGAAACCGUUCCGGUGUUUCCACUGCGGGAAAAGCUUCAACGUCUCCUCCAACCUUUACCGGCAUCAACGCGGCCACGGCGGCGCCGAUCCGGCCGCCGAGAAACCCCGCGGUUUUCCUUAUAAAUGUCAGGAGUGCGGGAAGAGUUUCCGGCGGAAUAAAGAGCUGGCGACCCACCGGCGGCUCCACACCGGCGAUUUGCCUUUCCGAUGCGGCGAUUGCGGGAAAAGCUUCUCCUGGAGUUCCCACUGGCUCCGGCACCGGCGGAUUCACACCGGAGAGAAACCCUACGAGUGCCCGGAAUGCGGGAAGAGCUUCUCCAGGAGUUCCCACCUCUACCGGCACCAACGCGGCCACGCCGGGGGUCGCUCCUACAUCUGCACCUACUGCGGGAGGAGUUUCGGCAGCAUCCUGCACUUCGAGCGGCACCAAGGGACUCACACCGGGGUGAGACCCUACAAAUGUUCCCUGUGCCGGAAAAGCUUCGGAGACGCCCCGGCGUUGGUGAAACACCAAGGGAUUCACCUCGGGGAAGGCCCUUUCCGCUGCGAGGAAUGCGGGAAAGGCUUCGGAGCGCGAUCCCAGUACGCCCGGCACCGGCGGAGCUCCCACGGCGGAGCCGGCGAGGAGAAGCCGUAUCGCUGCGGGGAUUGCGGGAAGAGUUUCUCCUGGAGUUCCCACUGGGAGCGGCACCAACGGAUUCACACCGGGGAGAAACCCUACGAGUGCCCGGAAUGCGGGAAGAGCUUCGGGAGAACUUCGCACCUCUACCGGCACCAGCGGACGCACGCCGGGGGUCGGCCCCACGUCUGCGGGGAGUGCGGGAAGAGUUUUAAUUCCACCCUCCACUUCCAGAAGCAUCUGAGGGCGCACGGAGCCGGAUCCCGGAAAAGCUGCGGGGACUGCGGGAAAUCCUUCUCGGAUCCGUCGGCGUUGGCCAAGCACCGCAGGACGCACGAGGAAGGGAAAAAAGUCGGGAAGGGCGCGGGGGAAGCGCAGAAAAUACGGAAGUGCGCGGAGGAAUCACAAAAAGUUGGGAAGUGUGCGGCGGAGGAAUCCCAAAAAAGUGGGAAAUGGCUGCGAGAAUCCCAAAAAUUUGGGAAGUGUGUGGUGGAGGAAUCCCAAAAAAUUGGGAAAUGUGCAGAAGAAUCCCAAAAAAGUGGGAAAUGUGUGGAGGAAUCCCAAAAAAUUGGGAAAUUGCUCGGAUUUGGGAUUUGGGGAUUUUGGGAGGAAUCUCCCAAAUUUGGGGUGAGGAUGCAGGAGAAUUACGAGAACGUCAUUUCCUUGGAAUCCCUGGAAUUCCAUGGGAACAUUUGGGCUGGGAUUGGGAAUUUUGGGAUCAAUGGAUCCGUGGCCAAGGAACCCAAAUCCCUGGAAUUCCAUGGAGAAAAUCUGGGCUGGGAUUGGAUUUUUUGGGAUCAACGGAUCCAUGGCCAAGGAACCCAAAUCCCUGGAAUUCCACGGGAAAAUCCAGGCUGGGAUUCAUCUCCUCCCAUCCCCCCUCCAGGUGCCGGCGCCGGCAGUGGCCCCGAGGACGAUCCGGCCCCUCCAGCAACCCAAGCCCCUCCCCAAACCCCACCCAAUCCCGACCUUUCUGUCGGGAAGAGCCGGAAAACGCCGGGGCCGUGCUCGGAAUGCGGCAAAAGCCCGGCCAAACCCCGGUGCCUCUCCGCCGAGAAGCCGCACCUCUGCGGCGACUGCGGCAAAGGCUUCAGCCGCGGCUCCAACCUGGCGCAGCACCGGCGCAUCCACACCGGCGAGCGGCCGCACCGCUGCGGCGACUGCGGCAAGGGAUUCAUCCAGCGCUCCGACCUGGAGCGGCACCGGCGCGUCCACACCGGCGAGCGGCCGUAUCCCUGCGCCGACUGCGGCAAACGCUUCAGCGUCAGCUCCCACCUGGACCGGCACCGCCGAACCCACGCCGGCGGGCCGGGACCGCCGCAGCGAGCCCGCGGGAAGGCGGCUGCGGCGGAGCCGGCGCCUCACAUGUGCCUGGAUUGCGGGAAGAGCUUCGGGCAGCGCUCGGCGUUGGCGAAACACCGCAAAACGCACGCCGGCGAGCGGCCGCAUCUCUGCGGCGACUGCGGCAAGAGCUUCAGCCGCGGAUCCAACCUGACGCAGCACCGGCGCAUCCACACCGGCGAGCGCCCCUUCGCCUGCGGCCACUGCGGCAAAGGAUUCAUCCAACGCUCCGACCUGGAGCGGCACCGGCGCGUCCACACUGGCGAGCGGCCGUAUUCCUGCGGCGAGUGCGGGAAAAGUUUCAGCGUCAGCUCCCACCUGGACCGGCACCGGAAAAUCCACGCGGCCGAACGCGCGUCCUACCGCUGUCCGGAGCACCUGGCCGGGUUUUUGGCGGCUCACCAUAACGGGAAGCUCUUCCAGUGCGGGCUGUGCGGGCGGUGUUUCGGUCAAGGCGCGGCGUUGUUGAAGCAUCAACGCGCUCACGGCGGCGACGCGGCGGCAGCGGCGGAGAAAUUCCUGGAUUGCGGGAAAAGCCAGGGUUUGUGCCAGGAUUGCGGGAGGGAAGCGGAAGCGGCGCCGGAGAAGCCGUACGAGUGCCAGGAGUGCGGGAAAAGCUUCGGGCAGCGCUCGGCGUUGGUGAAACACCAGCGGAUUCACACCGGGGAGAAACCCUACAAGUGCCCGGAUUGUUCCAAAGGCUUCAUCCAAAAAUCCGACCUCACCAUCCACCGCCGGAUGCACACGGGGGAAAAACCCUACAAGUGCCAGGAGUGCGGGAAAUGUUUCAGCGUCUCCUCCAACCUCUUGACCCACCAGCGAACCCAUCUGGGGGAAAAGCCCUUCCAGUGCUCGGAGUGCGGGAAAAGCUUCAUCCAACGCUCCGAGCUCACCAUCCACCGCCGCGUCCACACCGGGGAGAAGCCCUACAAGUGUCCGGAGUGCGGGAAAUGCUUCAGCCGCAGCUCCCACCUCAACCGGCACCAGCGCACCCACACCGGCGAC